This is a messenger RNA of Mesocestoides corti, 1296 nucleotides long. Lineage: Eukaryota; Metazoa; Platyhelminthes; Cestoda; Cyclophyllidea; Mesocestoididae. The record is from the annotation of a GenBank genome assembly.
AUGUUGCCACGAAAGAGAGUCGUGCGGCUUUGUCGUCUACUCAAGCGUCUCGAAAAGUGGACCCAGUGGGAAAGGCGUUGUCGACAGUCUAUUUCCCAGAUUCUUCACUGGUUUGUCUCCCACGAUAGCAGUCUUUCGGGUGUCUGUAGGAGUCUUACAUGGAGCAGCGCUGUUCUCGAUCAAGCCGUGAAACGUGAUCGAAUUAACCGCUUAGCCCUCUUGAAGGCCUUCAAAAGUUCAAUUCGGCGUCCCUUCAUCACUAAGUCUUCCAAUCGGUAUGAGUCGAAAACGGAGACCAGACUUCCAACUCCAGAACUUGCAAGAAGAGCAAACCCGAGCUCCCCGGCGCUGCUGCGUCUCAAGUCGCGUAGCCCAGACAUCGCGGAGGGGCUGUCGCGUCGUCGUGACUCCCUCCCCCCACCCCCGGCUGAGGCCCUCGACCUCUCACUGAAGACGUCUUCUACCUCCAGUACAAGCCAGGUGACACCGACUGCCGAUUGGCUGUUUCCUCUUGUUAGCCACGUGCUCCCGCGGUGCUACCCCCAGGAGCCCCCACAGAGGCCGUCGCCGGGCCCGUUUUCACCAGCCUCACCGUCUGGGGGGCACUUGAGAAGUCGCCCCAGCGAAGACUAUCUGGAGAAGUUUAUGAAAGUUGACCCUUCACAGAAUGUGCUGUGGCGGCAACUGGCCGACAGGUUCCAACGCAGCCUCGCGCCAAACCAGUGUGGAGUCUGCAAUAAGGUGCUGAGUUGCCGCAGCGCUCUUACGAUGCAUUAUCGUGUCCACACAGAGGAAAGGCCAUUUGUGUGCAAAAUCUGCUCCAAGAGGUUCUCCACAAAAGGCAACCUGAAGACACAUCUUGGGCAACACCACGAAACCAUAGAAGCCUACCGCAUAGCCGCAGCCACAGCAAUCGCGACUGGUUCAGUGCUGCCUCGACCCCCACCCCUACCGGCCUUGACCGCAGUGGUUCCGCACAUUACCGCGGGUGGCCGCAGUCCACCCUCGCCUUCUCACUCCCCCAACAAGCAGUUCCUCGAGCCGCCUUCCUUUCCUUUCUUGGCUGCACCUCCACAACCCCCUCCGCCGUUUUCCCUAAUUGCCCCUCCGCCCCCUCACUGGUCCACCUUCUUACCGUCCACACUGUCGUCUGCUAAUGACGCCGCAAACGAUGAUUCCUCAAAGAUAAACUUCGCCAUGUUGCAUCACUUUGCGACGACACCCAUGUUCAAUUCACCUCUACCGCCUCCACCAACAGCUCAGUUAAACAACUAUGCUUCAGCCAAUCCUGUGUGA